AUGGUAAAAAAUAAAAGGGAGAGACAGGAGUCAGCGUUGUUUAUUGCAGCGAAAAAUGGUGUGCUGGAAAUAGUGAUGAAAAUUCUGAAAGAUAAACCAGAGGCCAUUGUCGUGUACAAAACCAACUCGAUAGGCCAAAAUAUAUUGCAUGUGGCAGUUAUAAACAGGCAAAUCCAUGUUUUGGAGUACCUGAUGAGGCAAAUAAAGGAGAACUUGCAAGAAAAGCUCCUCAGAGGCGUAGACAGUGAAGGCAACACCAUCCUCCACUUGGCUGCCAGGCUCUCCCAUUAUAUGCCCAUGCAUGUUACUGGUGCUGCCGUGCACAUGCAGUGGGAAGUCAAAUGGUUUCGGUAUAUGAAUAAAAAAGUGCCGCACAAAAUGCAAUUCCUCCGCAAUAGGAGUCAGCAAACACCAGCAGAUAUUUUUGCAACAGAUCACAAGGAUUUAAUCAAAGAAGGCGUUGAAUGGCUCAAGAGCACGUCGGAGUCGUGCUCCGUCGUGGCCGCACUUAUUGCCGGUGUGGCCUUCACCACAGCUAUCACCAUCCCUGGUGGUACUGAGCAGGUGACCGGCAAACCUUACCUAGAACGCCACCCAGCUUUCAAAUUGUUUGCAAGCACCUCCCUGUUCGCUUUCUGCUGCUCCAUCACCUCUCUCAUCUUGUUCCUCUCCAUCCUCACGUCCCGCCAGCAACCUCGAGAUUUUCACAAAGAUUUGCCUUUCAAACUUCUUUUAGGGUUGAGUUUCCUCUUCAUGUCCAUCGUUUCCAUAUCCGUCUCUUUCUCUGCUGCAUUCUUCUUUUUGCUCAAGGACAUCCUCAAGCAGGAUGUUUUUUCACUCUAUGUUUUCACCAUCUCGUCUAUUUAUUUCACCGGCGUCAUCCUGUUACCCCUUUGCACCGAUCUUUUCAAAGCUGUUUCCAUCAAAAUUCCCCAAUCCGGUGAUAUAAAAUCUGGUGGAAGGCUGCGUAUUUGA
Molecule: messenger RNA, 975 nt
Organism: Prosopis cineraria
Lineage: Eukaryota; Viridiplantae; Streptophyta; Magnoliopsida; Fabales; Fabaceae
Product: protein ACCELERATED CELL DEATH 6-like
Exons: 2
Coding region: 1-975 (324 amino acids)
Molecular function (GO): protein binding
Source: RefSeq, a predicted model, not a curated record